This is a messenger RNA of Plasmopara halstedii, 3942 nucleotides long. Its product is annotated as cAMP-regulated guanine nucleotide exchange factor. The coding region runs from base 1 to 3942 and encodes 1313 amino acids. Lineage: Eukaryota; Oomycota; Peronosporomycetes; Peronosporales; Peronosporaceae. The transcript is spliced from 2 exons. The record is from RefSeq and is a predicted model, not a curated record.
AUGUCGGUACACGCUCCAACAAGGCCGACUGGAAAUGAUGAGCGCAAUAACAUGCCUAUUGUAAUGGUAAAUACUAGUAUCAGUACUUCGAGAGCAUCUGCAAGUGUUAAAGCUACGAGACCAGAAAGUAGGUCAGAAACUUUGAAUUCUGAUUCUAUCGUCAAUAACAACAGAAAGCUUAAGGGCUUCAGUCGAGCAGCACACUCGAUUUUGGCUAUGAAUGGAUUACAAAGCGGAUUAAGAGAUUCAAAUACUGCAGUAAAGAACACUUUAGACGUAGGACAGAGAUCCAAUGAAAGCAUCACAAAAAGUGCUCCGAAACCUCGCGUAUCGCUUGCACAUAUGCUCAAAAGUAGAGUCUUAAAAAAAUUCGUUUCAACACAACAACUUUCCGAGACUCCAGCUAUUCUAAAGAAACAAUCUAGUGUGCUGGCCGAUUGGGUUACAUUGACGACACUACGGAAGCAGCAAGAAGAAGACAGUAUUGAAGACGAGGAUUUUGGUCAAGAUGUCCAAUUAGACUCCGAUAUAAGGAUCGAUACGACAGCGAAAUCACCGUUAUAUGGACGUGAACUCAUUCUGGAAGAGGCUUGUCGUCGUGCUCUUGCUCUUGACAGCGAACAGCGCACAGAAGAAGAUAUUCAAGAUCUUGGAAGGUGGUUCCAGGCCACAAAGCUUCAAAUCGUGACUGAUUUUGAGCAUCUAAAACCAUCUGAGCUUGAACUGCUCUGUCGACGAAUGACAUGCGUCACAUAUUCUCCUGCCGAAACUAUUUUUUGUCAAGGUGACGAAGGAGACGCACUCUUUAUUGUUUUUACUGGCAUUGUGGAAGUUCGUGUGAGCCAGCGCUUCCUUGGUGAAGUAGUUGAAGUAACUGUGUGCGAGCUAGGAAAAGGAGAAUUUUUUGGUGAACGCUCGCUUUUAAAUAACGAUGUUCGCGCAGCUACUGUCUUGUCCAAGACUGCGACAGAGCUCGUUCGAAUUACACGAAAUGACUAUAAUCUGAUGCUCAAGAACGACCAGCUCGAGUUUCUAUCAAGAAUGCAACUCGCCAAAGGUAUUGGAGUUCAGCGUCCAGCGCAACGGACGCAACGAGAAUACAUCAAAGUACUUGCCAAGCCAAAAGGCGCACGAACUAAGAGUGAAAUUGACAUGCUCAGUGAGUAUCUUCAAACUCUAAAGUUCUUUCGGACAUUGUCCAAAUCGUUCAUUCGCGAACUUUGUGAAGUCGUUGAAUUUCUUGGUUUACCCGCUGGUACCUGUGUGUUUCGUGAGGGCGAAGUUGGAGACCUCUUUUACAUUAUUUUCAGCGGUUCUGUUGAUGUGAAUGUUAACUCGAAAGAUUUUAAAGGAAAUUUACAAAUGACAAAGCUUAUCAAUCUAACUGAAGGGUCUCACUUUGGAGAGCUGGCACUUAUGAAAGGCAAAGGUGUGCGCAGUGCUACUGUGAUAACUCGUGAAAAAUGUCAGCUUUUGGUCAUAUGUGAGCGCGAUUAUAAUACAACGUUACGUCGGAUGCAGAAAAAAGAUAUGGUGAGACGUAUUGGCGUUUUGAAUCAAAUUUCUAUGUUCCAGAUGCCAGAAUGGACAGAUGAGCUACUUAAAGAAUUAUCAUACGUACUAGUAGAGCAGAAGCUGACGACAGGAAGUGUGCUUUACCGUCAGGGGGAUCGAGCCUCACAUGUCUACUUUGUUGUUCGUGGAGAGGUCAUCGUGACGAAAGAAAUCUUUGAUAUAUGCACACAAGUAAAGCACGAGGUUUUUGUUGAGCGGAUUGGUCGCUUUCGAGUUGUCGGUGAUGACGCAGCUGCAGGAUUGACCUUUAAUGAGGUUAUAUCCCGAGAGGUGACUGUCACUGCCAGUACUCCCGUCGAGCUUUUGUUCCUUUCAAAGCAUGAUGUUUUUCACCGCUUGUCUUUGUCAGCUCGAGAAAGAUUACGAGCUGCAGCGCACUCUCACGCAGAGACGAUUGUGUACUUGGAUCGUUUACAUAAAACACAAAAAUGGGAGACGUAUAAACAUAAAGUCCUUCACAAUCAUAUCAAUCAUGAACGAAUUGAAAAAAUUUUGCCGUCUGCAACAGCACAUACACGAAGUCCAUGCUCUGAAAAAGUAUCAAACUUGUUACAUCUUGGUCAGUCUAACUUGGUUCAAACAAGCUUUGAAAAAGCUAAACCCGCUUUUCAGCAGAAAAGGGUUGAAUCAACAAUUUCCAGUAACAUGAAGAUGCUGCCAGUACAAAGGCAAGCACUUAUCCCUGCAAACGAUUUAUUAUUAUUGAAUCCAGAAUUGAAGAACCCUUUUCGUUCUUACCAAACACUCAAUCACUAUGUCAAAUCAUUCAAUGCAGACGUGCCUCCCAGUUCUGCACGACAACACCAUCUGCACAGUGCUUUAGUAGCUGAAGAGCACUGGCGAAAUCAGAUUUUAAAAGAAGGCAAUCCGAUCGCGUCAUUUGACAUCAAUGUUGUCGACAAAUGCCCUAAAUCAAUUGAAUUUGAAAGCGUGAAGGAUACGACUAAAUUGCUAGACAGACGAGAGCAUUCAAUAAUGCCUCAUUUGCCUCAACCUCCUUCGGUGGUGCGACCAUCCUGCAAAAGCCUGACUCUUACUUCUCAAGCAUUGAAUCAUCUCGUGCAAGAAAACUUUAUAUUUUCUCGUCCGACAAAGCGGACGACACAAGAUGGUAACACGCAGACAGUAAAACCACAACAAUCAAUGGUCACCGAGGUGAGUAAAGAAGUUUUGAAGUCGGAAGGUGAAACAGAGCCAAGCAAGAGUUUUGAUGAUAAGAUCUACGUGGUCUUUGCCAUUCGAGACGAAGAUAAAGAAACGGGCAUCAAGUUUCCCUCUUUUCAAAUUCUUCCGGUUCUAUGGACUAUGAGCUCGUUAGACGAGGUUGCUAAGCAAAUACGAGAGAAUUUCCAGCUGCCCAAUUGCAAGUACUUCGUAUUACCAAUCAAUACGUUUUCGUUGAUGCCAAAAGCAAGCCGAUCUAAGCUGGAUGAAGAAAAUUUCUAUCUACGACUCAGUGGAACUGGAACUCAUAAUAAUCGAAGCAAAAAACCGCUAGCAAAUCUGACGAAUGAAAAAUCGCUGCAAUCUUCAUCUUCGGAGUCAGCUGUGCAAUUUGCUUCGUUUCAAGAGCUAGUCAUUUUGCCCCUCACAUGUGUCCAUGAUCACGAAGCUGAAGUCGUCAUACCCGGAAGUACUUAUAAACUUGAAAGCCCUGUACCAAGUGUGAAUCAUUCGGCCAACUAUUCGUCUUGUCGUCAGACUUCUCACUCAGCUCGGAAUGCUUUCGCAGUUGCGAGUGUUGUGCUUUGGCAAGCCGAAGUUGUAAACUCCCAGCACGUUGAGCCAAUUGUAGCUGUUCACGCUUUGUUUGCCUCCGAACUCGAUGCUGCGACUUUUGCACAUACUUUUAGUCCAUUGAAGUAUCUUAAAAUCUCCAUGCUCUGUGUCUUUCCUCUUGGAAAAUGGAUUCAACUUGAACAUGCUCAAAAGUAUUGCGUUCGGGUGGAAUCGUGCAAACAAGAGAAACGAAGUGUGAAAGCAUCUGAACCUUUUUCCAGUCCAAAUUCACGACCUUUAACAAGAUCUCCAUUUCAGCCGCAAAAGCCAAUCUGGCAACAAGAACGUGAAGAAGCUCAAAGUCUGCACAAUAUCAUUUGCACACAAAUACUCGAACGUAAGAGAGAGCAGAAUGGUGGCUUAAGGUCGCAGCCACUGAAUUCAUUAGACGACAAAUUAGACGCACUUCACAUAUAUCUUCAGACCACGGCGGCAACUCCAACAAGAAAUAAACACGGAGGCUCACUUUUGCUCAAAUUACGUCAAGCCAAGCGUUUUGACACCAUGGUGCGCUCAAGCAUCGCGCGAGCUUCAGUUAGCAAUGACACAGCUUUGUUAUCACCACUCCCAAGUGUUAUUUCUGAGUAA